Molecule: messenger RNA, 3210 nt
Organism: Adineta steineri
Lineage: Eukaryota; Metazoa; Rotifera; Eurotatoria; Adinetida; Adinetidae
Source: the annotation of a GenBank genome assembly
AUGGCUAUUGAAUCUGAAAAACAAAUGGCAUCAGUCGAUUCAACAAUUGUUCGUAUUGUUGAUAAUAUAAAAAAAAGUGAUAGUGACUCAUGGAAUUAUCGUGGAUUAGAACUGUCAAAUGAGAUGCUUGUUGUACUGAUAAGUCAUCCAGAUAUUGACAAAGCAGCUGCUGCACUUGAUGUCUCAAUCGGUAGUUUAGCUGAUCCAAGAGAUGUUCCUGGUAUUGCUCAUUUUCUUGAACAUAUGCUUUUUAUGGGUAGUUCGAAAUAUCCAGGUGAAAAUGAAUAUUCGAAAUUGAUAGAAGGCAAUGGUGGCUAUUCUAAUGCUUUUACUAGUGAUGAUCAUACAAAUUAUCAUUUUGAUAUUAAUCCAAGUUUAUUAUCCGAAGCACUUGAUGUUUUUGCACAAUUUUUUAUUUCACCACUUUUUUCUGCAUCGUCUACAGAUCGAGAAUUAGAAGCAGUUAAUUCUGAAUAUGAAGGAUAUUUAUCUAAAGAUGUAUGGCGUAUUUCACAAUUAGAAAGAUCAACAUCAGAUCCGCAACAUCCCUAUUCAAGAUUUGAUGUUGGUAAUACUGAAACAUUAAGAACAACGCCUAAACAACGUGGCAUUGAUAUUCGACAAGUACUUUUGGAUUUUCAUAAAACUGAAUAUUCAUCAAAUCGAAUGAGCUUAGCUAUACUUAGCAAUCAAUCACUUGAUGAACUUCAAUCACUUGCUAUGAAAAGUUUUAAUGAUGUUCCAGAUAAAAAAUUAGGACAAGUUAAAUAUCCUGCGGAUCCAUAUGGUGAAAGUCAGCGAAAAACAAUAUGUUAUGUUGUUCCUGUUAAAGAAUAUCGUUAUUUAACAAUAAAUUGGGUUAUACCUGAUCAUAAAGAUUUAUAUUAUUGUAAUCCUGAAUCAUAUCUUUCACACUUGAUUGGACAUGAAGGUGAUGGUUCAUUAUUAUCAUAUUUAAAAAAGAUGGGCCUUGCUACUGAAUUGGUUUCUGGAGAAAAACCUACUGCACCUGGUUUUAAUUUUUUUUAUGUCUAUUUAGAAUUAACAGUCGAAGGAUUAAAUCGAUGGGAAGAAAUUAUUUAUAUUGUUUAUCAAUAUAUAGCUAUGUUACGAAAAGAAGGACCAAAAGAAUGGAUUUUUGAUGAAUGCAAAAAUAUUAACGCAGUGCAUUUUCAAUUUCGUGAAAAAGAACGACCAGAUCGUUUUGUCUCGAAGUUAGCAGGUCGAAUGAGGGAUUAUCCUUUAACUGAAUGUCUUUCUGCAGAUUAUGAACUACGUGAAUUUCGUCCAGAUUUAAUAACUGAAGAACUUAAUGAAUAUUUAAUUCCAAGUAAAAUGCGAGUAUUUCUUGCAAGUAAAGAAUUUACAUCGAUUGCAACAGAAACAGAAAAAUGGUUUGGUACACAAUAUAAACAAGAAUAUUUACCUGAAGAACUCAUUAAACGAUGUGAAACAUGUGAACUUAUUUCUGAACUUCAUUUACCAAGACCAAAUGAAUUUAUUCCAACUGACUUUCAACUAUUUUCAAAGGAAAAACAAUCCACACGACCACAAUUACCAAUAAAAAUAAGAGAAAAUGAAUUUUGUCGACUUUUUUAUGGUGAAGAUACAUUUUAUAGAUUACCUAAAGCAUAUCUUUAUUUCGAAUUACGAAAUCCAUUAGGAAGUGCAGAUCCAUUACAUUCUAAUAUGAAUGCACUUUAUAUUGAAUUAGUUGAAGAUUCUUUAACUGAAAUUGUUUAUCCAGUUCAACUUGGUGGAUUACAAUAUAAAUUAUAUGCUUUAGAUUAUGGUAUACAGCUAACUGUAUAUGGAUUUAAUCAUAAAAUCAAACAAUUACUUGAGACGAUUAUUGAUCGUAUGGUUAAUAUUAAAGUUAAUCCUCAACGAUUUGAAAUAAUGAAGGAAAAAAUUAAACGAGCAUUACAAAGUUUUCGUCGUGAAGAUCCUGAUGAAAUGGCAGAUUAUGGUGUUACAUAUUUAACAGCUCAACAUCAAUGGAAUAUAGAUGAAUUACUUAGUUGUAUUGAUGGUAUUACUGCACAUGAUCUAGAUUCAUUCAUAACACGAAUGUUAACUCGUUUUUUUACGGAUUCAUUAAUGUAUGGAAAUUUAACAAAAGAUCAUGCACUUGAAUAUAUGAGUUUAAUUGAACAAAAAUUUCAAGAAAAACGUUUUUAUCAACCACUUUUCCCCAGUAUGUGGUUUAAUCAACGUGAAUUAACAUUACCAGAAGGUUGUAAUUAUGCAUAUACAAUGUUUAAUGAUGCUCAGAAAUUACAUGCUAUUGAAAUAUAUUUACAAUGUUUUCAACAAACACUUGAAAAUAAUGCUUUACUUGAAUUAUUUUGUCAUUUUGUUCAGGAACCUUGUUUUGAUCAAUUAAGAACAAAAGAACAAUUAGGUUAUGUUGUUAGUUCUGGUACACGUCGUUCACGUGGUGGUGUACAAGGUUUUGAAGUUAUUGUACAAUCGGCUAGAAAACUUGAUCAUGUUAAUCAACGUAUUGAAUUAUUCAUUGAUUCAAUAAGAGAUUAUAUUAUGAAUAUGCCCGAUGAUUUGUUUAAAAAACAACGUGAAGGUUAUAUGGUAAAAAAAGUCGAAAUUCCAAAGAGCAUGCAUAGUCAAGUAUAUAAAUUUUGGAAUGAAAUAACCAACCAUCAAUUUUGUUUCGAUCGCCCCCAACUUGAAGUUGAAAUAAUAAAAUCUUUGGAACGUACUGAUUUACUUCAGUUUUAUGAUCAUUAUAUAUCAUUAAAUUCUGUUCAUCGCCGUAAAUUAUCUGUUCAUGUUAAUCCAUCUGCAAUAGCAUUACAAGAAACAAAUGAUAAAAAAAUCAUUAUUAACGAAAAAAAUGAAUUAGCAGCUGUGACUAAUGAGAAAAAUACUGAAACAAUAAUUGCAGGAACUGUUGAACAUACAGUUAAAUUAACUGAACAACCACCUGUUACUGAUACAAUAACUGAUAAAGAUUCAGAAGAAAAAGAAAAAAUUAUAUCUGAAAAACAAAUUAAUUUACCAAAAGAAGAAUGGAUUGAUAACGUUCAUGUAUGGAAAAGUAAAUUGGCAUGUUAUCCACUUGCUCAAUCAUACGAUAAAAUUGACGUACCAGUUCUCUAUCUUGCAUUAUCUCUAAAUAUUUAUUCGUCUAAUCAAGAUUUAUCAUAUAAAAUAAAUAUUGUUCGCAAAUCAUUUAAAAAAUUUGAUUGA